Betta splendens (Siamese fighting fish) is the source of this 2491-nucleotide messenger RNA. RefSeq names its product desumoylating isopeptidase 1-like. The transcript is spliced from 6 exons. Bases 117 to 623 code for a protein of 168 amino acids. The record is from RefSeq and is a predicted model, not a curated record. Gene Ontology annotation, biological process: protein modification by small protein removal. Lineage: Eukaryota; Metazoa; Chordata; Actinopteri; Anabantiformes; Osphronemidae. Gene Ontology annotation, molecular function: peptidase activity.
UUUUUAGAAGCGAUGACAUAAUUCCUGUGACACCCCUCGGUCAGCUGUACUGUUAAAGGUCUUUAGCGUCACUCAGGCGACGGAAUAUUAAACGCCGCCGUUUUUGGGUUUACACUAUGGAUAAAAAUACUACGCGUUACAGUGUACAGCUGUACAUUUAUGACCUCUCCAGGGGAAUGGCUCGCAGCCUCAGUCCCAUCAUGCUGGGUAAACAGCUGGACGGUAUAUGGCACACAGCCAUAGUCGCAUAUGGUGAUGAGUUUUUCUUUGGAGGUGAAGGAAUCUCCAGCUGUUCUCCGGGUGGGACCAUGCUGGGUCCUCCAGAUACAGUAGUGGAGCUGGGCGAGACCGAGGUGUCUGAGGAGAUCUUCAUGGAUUACCUCUCCUCCCUGGGAGAGAGCACGUACAGAGGCGACAGGUAUCGUCUGUUUGAGCACAACUGCAACACGUUCACCAACGAGGUGGCUCAGUUCCUGACGGGCAGGACCAUCCCCUCCUACAUCACCGACCUUCCCUCCGAAGUCCUCUCCACGCCGUUCGGACAGAUCCUGCGGCCGAUCCUGGACUCCAUUCACAUCGCGCCUCCGGGAGGUAACGUCAUCAACGGCGGAAGGAACAUCUAAAGCGAGAAAGCGGUCUCCAAGUCACAACCUGUUUGUCCUUCUUUCUUUUCUGUGAAUGAGACUGACUGCAGCUAUUUGAAAGUCAAAACAGAACGCCAACUAGUUCAUCCUUUAAAUCCACAAUUUAAAUAUUUUUUCCUCUUUAAAAUGUAGUAAAGAUGAGAAUUCAUGUAACACCAGCACAGCUAGAUGUGAAACGUUUGCCACCUCUCUGAAAGCUGUAAUUAAGCCACAUACAACAUUUAAAUACCUCGCACACAUUAGUGCAUUAAGCCACUUUAGUUCUUUAUCUUCUGUACUAUACAAAAGAUUCAUUUACUAGUUGUUUAGCAUUACAGAAUUUACUCAAUUUACAGUAGGACAACCUUAUUUUUUCAUCCAAAUAACUGACAUAUUAGGUUUAACACACAUUCAAUGCAUAAUACUUUUGUUAAAAGCUGGAAAAUCUUGUCCAGAUGCAUUUUUCACCUUCUGAUGACGUGAUCUGGAUGAGCGGGGAAAUCAUUAGAACAGAGAAUGUGUCUUGACUGACCUGCUCCUCCAGAACCUCUCCAGGUCAUUCAUGUGAAUGUACUAUCUUCAAACUAGAACCACGGGAGACGCACACUUCACCUCAGCAAAGGUCAUCACUUGAGUUCUACCACUAGUUAUUUACUGGAGGAUGAAUGAUUUUGAUAUAAAGCUAUCAUGUUGUCAAUUAAUAUUUUAUUGGCAUAUUCAGUAUGAAUAUUUCUGUGACUUGCCAAAUGUUAAUAGCAGUUUGUCAUAUACAGUAUUUAACUCAUCUGCUAACAAAAACUGACCUAGUUGUUAAAUAUAUUCAGCGAAAAGUAGUCAAAAAUAGGAGAAGGUGGUUUAUUCUUUUAAUGUUAAUUCCAUUUGAAUUCAGCACUUUUAUGUUUCACCUGUUUUAAGCUUCCCAUCGACUCUUGAUUUGUGCUGACCUACUGAACCUACAUGAUCAUUCCAAUAGUCGGGGUGACACAGACCUGAGUGUAUUUGUCAAAGCAGGACUGGGAUCAGUUCAGUGGAACUCUGUUUUUCCAGACCAUCCUGUUUUUCUCUGGAAAUGCAGCCACUUCUCUCUUUGGGUUUUUCCCCAUUGGAUCCGCUCUUCGUGUAACUGAGUGAACGCACCUGGAGCCACAGGGAGGCGUUGUUUGAAUCCAUACCUUUCCAUGUAGAUGAUUCAAACGGCUGCACAUCCACUGACGUUUUUAACAUGGAGGAGGGAGUUUGUAGAAGUACUAACCUGCUCGAGUCCUUUAAUUAACAGCCACCAGAGUGUGUUUCAUACACAGGACGCCUCUGUGCCUUCGCUUCCCUCCGCUUGGCUACGUCACGCGCUGUUGGGGUUGGCACGGUCGUCAUAUAGCACAGAUGGUAGCUUCACGUCCAAACAACGCUCAGAUAUUUGUUCACAGUGCAGUUUAACUAAUGCUGUAGAUUCUGAGCCAUGUGAGGGAGCAGAGUGAUCGCAUCCCAGCGUCAAGCGUCUGGGUCCAGCCUGUUCUACUGCCGUCGGCCACAAGCAGCACGUUUGGACUGAGGUACUGUAUGAUGUUGUGCAGCUUGAACCUCGAAGCACGAAAGCACAGAGGGGGAUUCAACCAGCACCGUUAGACCUGCCGGACCUUCACAACCCAAAUACUACUGCAGCUGGGUCUGGGUUCUGGUGUUCGGCCUUCUGGACCCAGACCACUGUGUUGCUCUGAUCUUGUUAUUAUUGGCUGCUUUCUGUAAUGUGAAUCACCACAUAUAUAUUUAUGGAUGUUGUUCCCUAUUUAAGUAAAUUGAGUAUGAUAGUUUAUGUAUUGUUUAUGUCAGUGUUUUUUGGAAUUCUGCCAGACAUAAAGCCAUUGACUGCA